Molecule: messenger RNA, 1857 nt
Organism: Tachyglossus aculeatus (Australian echidna)
Lineage: Eukaryota; Metazoa; Chordata; Mammalia; Monotremata; Tachyglossidae
Product: keratin, type II cytoskeletal 1-like
Exons: 9
Coding region: 1-1704 (567 amino acids)
Biological process (GO): intermediate filament organization; keratinization
Cellular component (GO): keratin filament
Molecular function (GO): structural constituent of skin epidermis
Source: RefSeq, a predicted model, not a curated record
AUGAGUCGCCAAUACAGCUCCAGAUCGGCUUGCGGAGGGGGCGACCGGAGGGUCUUCAGCGCCCGCUCCACCGUGGUCUCCCGGGCCGGGGGUCGCACCGGGGGCUCCGGGGGUCGCUUCGGAGGGAGAUGCGGCUCGGGGGGCGGAGGCUACGGGGGCUAUGGCAGCCGGAGCCUUUAUAAUCUCGGGGGCACCAAGAGCAUUUCGGUCAGCGUGGCCGGCGGCGGCCAUGGCUUCAGAGGAGGGUCUUGCGGCUGGGGGGGCUUUGGCGGGAGGGGUUUCGGGAGUGGGAACCUGGGGGGCGGCGGGGGCUUCGGGAGCUUCGGCCCCGGGGGCUUCGGCCCCGUCUGCCCCCCCGGCGGCAUCCAAGAGGUGCAGAUCAACCAGAGCCUCCUGCAGCCGCUCAAUGUGGAGAUCGACCCCGAGAUCCAGAAGGUGAAGAUGCAGGAGCGCGAGCAGAUCAAGACCCUCAACAACAAGUUCGCCUCCUUCAUCGACAAGGUCCGGUUCCUGGAGCAGCAGAACAAGGUGCUGGAGACGAAAUGGGAGCUGUUACAGCAGGUGAACACUACAACGCGAACCAACAACCUGGAGCCCAUCUUCGAGGUCUACUUCGCCUCUCUGCGCCGCCAGUUGGACUGCCUUAACUCCGAGCGCAUGCGCCGGGAAUCGGAGCUCCAGAGCAUGAAGGACGUGGUGGAGGACUUCAAGAGCAAGUAUGAGGAAGAAAUCAACAGGAGAACCAAUGCUGAGAAUGAUUUUGUCGUCCUGAAGAAGGAUGUGGACGCCGCCUAUAGGAGAAAAGUGGAACUGCAGGCCAAGGUGGACUCGCUGAUGAAAGAGAUUGAGUUCCUGAAAUGUCUGUAUGAAACGGAGCUGUCCCAGAUGCAGACCAACAUCAGCGACACCAAUGUCAUCCUAUCUAUGGACAACAACCGCAGCCUGGACCUGGACAGCAUCAUCUCCGAAGUCAAGGCCCAGUACGAGGAGAUCGCCCGGUGCAGCAAGGCUGAGGCCGAGGCCCUAUACCAGCACAAGUACCAGGAGCUUCAGGUGACAGCCGGGCGUCACGGCGACGAUCUGAAGAGCAGCAAGAUGGAGAUCGCGGAGCUGCACCGUGCGAUCCAGAAGCUGCAAUCUGAGAUCACCAAUGUGAAGAAGCAGAUCGGCCAUAUUCAGGCGUCCAUCUCGGAUGCCGAGGAGCUUGGGGAGCGGGCCCUCCAGGACGCCCAGAAGAAGCUGGAGGAGUUGGAAGGAGCCCUGCAGAAGGUCAAGAAAGAGCUGGCCCAGAUGCUGCAUGACUACCAGGAGCUGAUGAGUGUCAAGCUGGCACUGGAUGUGGAGAUCGCCACUUACAGGAAGCUGCUAGAGGGCGAGGAAUGCAGGAUGUCUGGCGAGUUGCAGAGUGCCGUGAGUGUAUCGGUGCAAAGUAGCCAUUCGACCAUCAGUGGUGGCAGCAGCGGUAACUACGGCGGAGGCUACGGGAGCAGCAGCGUCAAAGGAUCCGGAUACGGCGGCAGUGGUGGCAGCAGCUACCGGGGUGUUAGUAGCGGGAGUGGAGAACUCAGCUACGGGAACAGGAGCUCAGUGAAGGGAGGGAGCGGGCUUAGCCGCUCCAGCAGGGGGGUGAAAUCCGGGGGCAAUUCCCGUGUCCAAAUCAUCCAGACGUCCACCAACACCUCCAGCAAGCACAUCUUCGAGUAGACGUAGGCCCGGCUGGGGAAACCACAGCCUUUAGAAUGCCCUGUCAUGGGACCUCUCAGUCCCCUUCGCUCUCAGAAGAAACCCCCCAGUCAUCUCAUUCAUUCAAUCGGAUUCAUUGAGCAUUUACCAUGUGCAGAGCAAUCAAUAAAUUGU